Molecule: messenger RNA, 3332 nt
Organism: Durio zibethinus
Lineage: Eukaryota; Viridiplantae; Streptophyta; Magnoliopsida; Malvales; Malvaceae
Source: RefSeq, a predicted model, not a curated record
GGUCCAGUCCACAAAAUUAUACUUACUUACAUGAAGAUAAAUACAAAAUUCUUUUGAUCAAAUGUAAAAUGGCUAUUUCUAAUAAUAAUGCAGCAACCACCUAAUCUUAUACCUACUCCAUGGAUUGGAUUUGAUCAAUGGUUUUUUCUACUUGACAAUGAGUUACGAUGAUGAAAGGGUCUUUCCCUUUCACCAAAAACUUGAUAAUGAAAGGCCCUUGCCCUGAAAACCAAUUCUACCCUUAGUGACCCUAAGCUAAAGUGGAUGAGAUACAUUCAAUUCAAUGUAUUAAAUAGUAAUUAAAGUUGAAUCACGGACAGCCAUUCUUGACCAUGGAACCUGAAACCUCCAACUCGGUUAAUGAUGCAAGAGCAGAAGGGUUGACCAAAUAUAUCUAUACUCAAUAGAAUUCCCAUUCAGAAGAAAUACAGAAAGUAGACAAGAAGAUGGGACUUGGCUGCAACGUCGAUGGGGUCCUGAAUGAAGCCAAGUUCAGCGAACCACUGCCAUGGAUUGGCAUCUACAUCGCAGCAGCAUCUCUUGCCUGUGCAAUUGCUAUGGCUGCAGAUGCUAUCCAUGGAUUCCGCCAUUGGAAACUCUGGUUCCCUUGCAGAUUCUUCACCAUAAAUGCCACAUCCUUGACAAUAGUAACCGUUGCUAUCAAACUAUCAGUUGAUUUGAACACUCCUAUGCCUCGUGGCCAAGAUCAGCUUGCAAAACUCAGCAGCACCGCCUUGAUCUGUACAGUAAUGGGUAACUCUAAGCCUUCUCUAGGAACCAUGGAAAAUAAUGAAAUAUUUACCAACAUUAUAGCUCUGGGAAUACUUGUUAUUACUGUUAUCGUCAAUAUCUGCAUCCAACUAGGUACUGGUGUAAUCUAUGUAUUCUGGAUGGAGCAUGCUAUCAUCAUGUUUCUCAUGCUUGUUUUACUAGUUGUCUUAAGUUUUUCAUCUUUGACUGUUCCAACUAUUAAGCAUUAUUUAGAACUUAAAUACAAGAAGAAAUAUGAAAUGACUCAGAAAGAAUGCUUAAAGUCAAAUGAAACUGACAAGACAGUAGAAGAGAAACUGAAAGAAGCUCUAAUGAAAUAUUGGAUGAUGGCCCAUACAUCCAGCCCCCAGUUUGUUAUCGGCAGAUCAGUCACAUGCACUGCCUCAGGUGCUUUAUGUCUGUUGAGUGCUGCAACUUUAGCAGAAGCUAUGCUUCGAUUUUAUCUGAUGCCUAGGUCAUUUGAAUUCUGCAAGGGGGAAUCUGAUUAUAAGUGGUCAAUCAAGUUAGUUCUUCUUACACAGACUGUAGCAGUUGGAGUGGGCACAAUUGCCCCUGCAAUGAGAUGGUUUCUUGCUAUUAAUUUCAGGUGUCCAACAAGAGGUAGGGAAAAAGGCUGUCGCAGAGAUUACAAACUAGAAAGAUACUGGAUUAAGAGAUUAGUGGAGAUGAAACAGUGCCCAUUGAAUAUACCAAUACAAAGUCGACGCUGCAGGAGAAUUGCCCAUGAUGCAAAAAUCAAAUUUCUGAACUUGUGUAUUGGAAUCCAGGCUGGAAUCGUAUUCAUGAGCAAAGUAAUUCGUCUCAUCUCCAUUUACUUUAUGAGCGUGAUUUUGUUUUGCUAUGACCACUGUAAAGACUAUCUGAUGAAAUUCACACCCGAAAACAGCACUACAAAUGACUCAGGUUCAGAGUCGCUCCAUAGCUCAAAGCUGGAUCUCGGCCGUUAUGUUUUGCAUCUUGAAGGUGAAGAUUCAUUGGUUGAUGUAAUGAUGAAGGAGAACCGAGAUGCUACUGAUUACUGGACGCAGAAAGCCAAGAAGACGCAACCAAAACAUCUCAUAAAACUGUUGGAACUAUCAAGGCCUUCCGAAGGAUUCAAGGGGCUUACGGAGUUUGACAGUUUCAAAGUGCCUUCUCUAGAUACUGAAGAAGCUCCAAAUUGUUGGGCUCUUCCUGUGGUGACACUGACAAGCAUUGCAAUUGCACUUCCAAACAUCAAUAGUUGCUCAAUCAAACAUCUAAUGGCUGGAGUAAAUGAAGGUUUGAUGUAUGUCAGACACGUCGAGGAUAUGCAAGGGAAUUUGAUAAAUGUUAGGAAUGCUGCAGAAGUCGUAUGGCUAGGAGUUGAGCUGUAUCACAGGUGGCUAGAUGUGGACCUUCGUAAACUGUCUCUCCAAGGAAAAAGUCCAAAGGAAAUACUCGAAGUACUUUCUGAUUCAGCAAAGAACAUAUUCAUGGAAUUUAAGAAGAGUAACGUGAAUCUGUGUCUGAUAGAUAGCCCAUUAAAGUGGCCGAUGAAGGUUUUGGCAGCUAAUUCCAUGUACAGAAUAAGCCAAUCCAUUUUGCUAGACUAUGAAAGCAGAAAAUAUGAGAUGAACGAAAGAUUAUUUGAAGCCAUUACUGUCAUGAUUUCUGAUAUUUUGGCUGCUUGCCUCACUAAUCUACAAAGGUUCAUUUCAGUCAAGUGCUCGACCAGCUCCAUUGAAGAGAGGGAAGAAAGUGUGCGAUUCGCAGCUUAUGUUCUGGGGAAAACUGAAAAGAUUCUGAAACUCCUUCAUAAAAAAUCACUUCCCGGCUUGAAUCCGGAUCAAAUGGCACUCAUGGACGAGUGGCGGUCAUUGCACAGGUUGAACAGCUCAGAGGGUGACACUCCAUCUUCACCAGAAAGUGAGUCAGCUUCUCGCAAUCCUAGUGAGGUAUACCUAACCAUUGACUAAGUUUCGGCAAACAUGAAUGUUGACAAACCAGACGCAGCAUUUACAUCUUGUUUAAUGUCAGUAUGAUGUAGAAUAGUCUCUAUAUUUGUCUAUGGCUUGUCUCAUUGUACAAUACAAUUUUGUAACCAAUAAGAGGAAACCUUUUUCCUUAAAAGGGAACUCAAGUUCUCUUCUAUAUGUUGCAUGAAAACUCGGUUGCGGGUCAGAGCAGAGAAUAUGUUAGUAUUAUUUUUUUUAAAUGGAACCAGGGUUUAUACGGCAAUGUAAUUUGAAACUUAUCAAAUGGGCAACAACUAAUUGUCUAAUUCCCCAAUUGUCCAUUAACCAAAGACCAUUCAACAACGUAGAAUGCAGAACGCAUCACCGCAAAUCGGCUCAAUCAGACAAUUCUAUAAAGAAAAGGGGAAAAACAAUUAGGGUUGGAAGCUGGAACCUAAUAUUUGAGACCUAGAAACAGAGAAAAAAAUGGCGAUGUAGAUCAAUCAUCAUCGUCUCUCUUAUUGGGCUUUCGAUACGUUUCUUCAAAGCGCUUGGCUAUCAGGAUUCCAGUUCAAGGUAGAGUUUUGAUGGUUGGGACAUCGUAGUUUUGAUCCAAGUAAACCCAACGAGAAACUUUUCUUGAUC